AACCCAGGGUGCUGCUUUUUCUCUUCGUAGCAGAGACAGUCCUUAGCAGGUGUGUGCCAUGUCCUCUGGUUGUGCACAUCCCUCAUCUCAAGGGGAGGCUGUGGCAGAAGCUGAAACUCACCUGGGAACAUCAGAACUUUUGAAUCCUCUUGGGAAACAUGAAAACAAAGAAUUACUUUUUAAAUAUCUUUCAGGACAGUUGACGCAUUCCUGGGAAAAGCUGUUUGUUUUUUUUUUUUUUUUCUGCAAGUUUAGAGUCUGCAUUCUCUGGGAUUUUAAAUAUAUAUAAAAUGAAAAUUGUUUAAAAUCUACCCUUCAAAAUGAAUGUUGAAAAGUCAGAUGACAAAGCAAAGAAUGGCCUGAAGUCUUCCUUACUUAUAAGGGAUGAAAAUGGAAAUAACUACGCAUGUGACAGAACUACACCUUCCUCAAAGAAUUGUGCUACCAAGAUACAUGGUGACCAAAAUACAGUGACUGAGCAUGAAGAUGAUACCGGUUUUGAAAAUGAGAUUGACUUUAGAAGUAUUCUUUUAAAACAGCAGUGUAUUGAAGCACUUCAUCUACAGAAGACACCUGGUGAACACAACUGCGCAGGAGCUCUGCUGGGAGAUGGAGGCGCUGCAUGCGAGUCUUCUGUGACCGAACAGAAUUGUGUGUAUCCUUCAAACUGUGACUUGAAAGAAGCAACAAACUUACUAAAAGGCAACGUUGCUACCGCAAAGAUGCAAAAUCAGAGUAUUGAACAAUCAGUGCCUUACAGCCAGGCGGACUCCCAGUGUGUAUUACCUCUUCCUGCUUCAGAGCAGAACGCCUGGUCCCUGAUAAAGGACACGGCACAAUGCCCCCUGAGCACGUUGGAUGUCACUAACGUUAUCAGUGAAACUCUGGAAACUGAUCAAAACGAUGACAUGAAUCUGAGGGAAAUGCUAAUCUCUUCUGAAGUGUGUACGAGAGGGAAAUUUGAUAGAACUGGCUCAGAAGGAACAGUUAAUUUCUCCUCUGCAACAGUGGCUUCAGAAAGCCCAGAUGCCUAUUCUGAACUUGAAGUAUAUUGUCCUGCCUCGGCAGGUGUUGAACAGUAUCUAAAAAACACUGACAAGACUGAUAAAGAAUCACAUGAAACAGAAGCACAGUCUGUAAAACCAGCUGCUGGAUAUAUAGAUCCUUAUAGGCGAGAUACAUUAUCACCGUGCAUUAAUAGUCACGAAGAUGACCAAGUGAAAUCCUUGCAGGAUACCCCUGACCAUCAUGAAACUGGGAAUUCCAAUGCUGAAACAUGCAUGGAUAGUCCUGUAAAUCAUGCACACCUUCUCCUGGUAGAUAAAAUGGAUGGAGAACAAGUAUCAGAGAAAACCAGUGAACCCUUAACCAAAGAACAAAGUACCUCUGGAAGUGCUGCUCAUCAGAAUAUGCACAACACCACUUUCAUAUCUCGCAGUGUACCAAAAAAGAGGCCUGUUAUACCUGACCUGAAGUGCGAAGCAACUUUUGUGGUCUUCAGUCCUAUGGCUGACGAAAGCGAUUCUGCUCUAUGUACUUCAACCCCUAAAGAACGAUCAAAAAAUACAACUUUUUCUGUUCCGGCUUUGGCAGAAUUUGGAGACAAGUCUCCUAACCUAAGACCAAACAAGGCGUUUGUAGGAGGACAUAAUAGAAGGCCUUUGAUUAAAGCUAGUUCAGGUCAAAAUGCAGGAAAACCAGUGGGCAGGUCUCCUGUUGUGUCAACGAUAACCAAAGCGAAGAAAUCUGAGAUUGUUAGCUUUCCCAAACCUAAUUUCAAAAAUGUUAAGCCAAAGGUUAUGUCUAGGCCUGUGCUACAGUCAAGAGAGAGCACAGGAUUAAAACAGUCUCCCCAGUCCCCCCAGCUAUCAGCUGCCUCAUCACCUUCGCUGGUUGCUUCCCCGAGGCAAUUGUCCCCCUCUGUGAAAGUGCUGAGAAAGAAAAUAGAUCUAGCUAAAGAUACUAAAGUGGAAUUGCCUGUGAAUAAGCCCCAUAAGCUACAUCUUAACAAACACCUCUUCUCUAGCCAAGUCGUACAUGCCACAACACAUCCUAGAAACGCUUCCCACAAGGCUUCAAAGACACCUGCACUAAGGCAGAAUCCGGAAGAUGUUGGCAAAGCGAGCUCUACCCAUUCGGCAUGCUCUUCGGUUUCUGCUGCCCUUCCAAUGUGCGUGGAGAAUUCGAAAGAGAUGCUGGACGAUAAAAUGGAAAGUUCAAACUCUUUAAUGCAGCCCUGUGCUCAAAACAUCUACGCCACCGGAGGUGAGAAAGAGGAAAGCAGCAACAUGGGAAUUCUUCUGGAAGCAACUGCGGUAAAAGAUGUGGCAAAGGAAACGUUUGACCUGCACUCAGUUCCUUUAAUGCCUUCUGUGAAAGAUGGGACGACACAAGGGAAAAACACACUGAAGAAAGACCCAAUCACACUACAAAGUGUUUCAACUACCAAGGUUAAAAUGAUGCCAUCUGUGUUACCCUUGAAGAAAGGAUGUGAAAAUAAAACUAUCAGCACAACUAAAGCACCUUCUCACAAAGGAGCUGUUCUGUCAUCAAGCUCUGGUACAGGUUCUUUGCCAAGAGAGAAGCAAGCCUCCGUGAAAAAUUCUCCAGUCUCCUGGGCUAGCUCCGGUAAAUCGCUCACCAAAUCCAAAGUGCCUGUCAAAGGUCUUCAGAGAACACCUAGCAUCUCGUCGGUCAGCAGCACUCAGAGCGAGCAAAGUCUUUUCAGCACCACAGUCAUCAUCAAGAAUGGAGAAUGGCCUUCAAAACCAGCCUGCCAGAAUGGUACUCCGGGAUCUGUCCCUUUGAAAGCAGCGCCGAGACCUAGAUUACACUCGUUGAAGCCAACUCCAAAAGGAGCCAAGGCCAGGUCUGCUUCACUGAACCAGUGCGUACCGAAAUCAUGUGGGCCGCUGCACUCGGCAAGAAAAGUCAGCGAGGCUAGAGGUAUUCCUGGAAGAAAUGGACACCAAAGGCUAUUUUCUUUGGGUUCUGUUGACAAGGGCAAGCAGCGGAGUCCCAAGAGCUCGUGUGUCCAGGCUCAAGCCUCCACGGGCACGCAUUCGCCUGGCACAAAACCAGCCGAGCUGACACAGUACAAAACAAAAUGCGAGGCCCAAAGUGGAAUCAUCCUGCAGCUGAAGAAGUUCCUGACAAGCAGUAACCAGAAGUUUGAAGCGCUAACGGUUGUCAUCCAGCACCUGCAGUCUGAGAGGGAGGAAGCGCUGAAACAGCGUAAAGAGUUAUCUCAAGAACUAGUUAACCUUCGAGGAGAACUAGUAAGCACUUCUGCAGCUUGUGAGAAAUUGGAGAGAGACAGGAAUGAACUGCAAGUUGCUUAUGAAGGGUUUCUGCAGAAGUUAAACCAGCAACAUCACAAUGAUUUAGCUGAGCUGGAGGAGAGGCUUAAACAGUUUUACACUGCAGAAUGUGAGAAACUCCAAAGUAUCUGCAUCGAAGAAGCUGAAAAGUACAAAGCGCAACUCCAGGAGCAGGUGGACAACUUAAAUAUCACACAUGAAAACUUUAAGCUGGAACUUGAAAACAGCCACUCGGAAAAAGUAGAGGAGCUGAAAAAGGAGUAUGAAUCCUCUUUUUCAGAGCUCAAGAGUGCCCAUGAAUCUGAAAGGAAGUCCCUUGAAGAUUCCUUUAAAGAGAAGCAGGAGUUGCUAGAGAAAAAAAUUGAUGAAUUGAAAUGUGAAAAUGACUCUCUGAGUGAGAAGUUGAAACUAGAAGAGCAAAAACAAAUAGCCAAAGAAAAAGCCAAUCUUAAAAACCCGCAGAUUAUGUAUCUGGAACAGGAGCUGGAAAGUCUGAAAGCGGUGCUGGAGAUCAAGAACGAGAAGCUCCAUCAGCAGGAUAUAAAGCUAAUGAAGAUGGAAAAACUGCUGGAGAACAACACAAUCUUAAUGGAUAAAUUAAAGAAGGUUCAGCAAGAAAAUGAAGAAUUAAAAGCUCGGAUGGACAAACACGUGGAGCUUUCAAGGCAACUUUCUACGGAGCAAGCUGUUUUACAGGAGUCACUAGAGAAAGAAUCAAAAGUAAACAAACGCCUGUCAAUGGAAAACGAAGAACUUCUGUGGAAGUUGCACAACGGCGACCUAUGCAGCCCCAGAAAACUGUCUCCCAGUUCUCCAUCCGUGCCUCUUCAGUCCCCACGAAAUUCUGGUAACUUCUCUAGUCCCACAGUGUCACCAAGAUGACACCUCUUGAGAGAAAGCAGGGAUUGCAUUUCAUUUGUGAUCUGCAGAACUGAUCCUAACUUUUAAUCACCGGAGCAAAGAGCUAUAUUAGCUGACUAUGACGACUAAACAUAACUGGAAACUCUUUGGUGCAAAAAUGGCGAUAAGAGACUGAGAACGUGGGAGUAAGACGCUCAUGUUGCUCCUCCCAGAAAGACUUGUUUAUGACCUCUACGGACAUUGUUGCACAAAGCACUUACAGAGCAAGGAAAGACUUGUUCAUUGCCUUUUCACCUAACUAUAAGAAAAAGCUCAGGGGCUUAGAGAUAAAGAUCACAACCUUUAUAAUAUGUUCCUUAUCACCGACACUUUUUUUUUAAGGCUGUGUGUAUGUGUGCGUGCGUGUGCUGUGGAUGGAAUGGAUGUAACACACUGUGCGUGUGUCUAAAUGCUGCCUUCUUUGCUGUGUACGUAAUAAAGGAUAAAAGCUGAAGACUAUACAUCGACAUGUACUUCCUUAAUAAUGCUGUCAGUCUGCACGCUUUUAGCAAAGAGUACCCUCCCCUGGGAAUGAGGAGAAACUGCCACCACAACCAUAGGUUAGUUUCCUUCAUCUUUCUGCCUUCAGUUCAGUUAAAAAAAAAAACCAGCAUGGAAAGCUUUGUCAACUGAUUCAUUGGUGUUUUGGCUGACCUGAGUAUGCAACAUGGAAUUAGUUUUUAAAACAAACUGGACUGCAGCCAUAUUUUGCAUGGAUUCUUGGUUUAAUAUCCAUGCACAGCUCUGCCAUUUGAGAAGUUUUUUGCAGGAUACGGUGGAUUUUGGCUUUCAAGUCAACAGGGUCGUGAUCAGAACCACGGUAGCCCUCAAAGUCAGAAGUUACUAGUUGAGUUGCAGGUUUAGGAACGUAGACCUUACCUGCUGAAAAGGAAUCACUUGCUUCCCCAGAACAGUAUGCCCAUGGCUGAGGCCGUCUGCUGAGGAUAAACUCUAGAUGUAGAUUUGAAAGCCAAAGAGAAAAAUGCAAUAAUUGUCAUUGGGUGCAUUCUUCACUCAGUUCUCAAGAAGAAUCUUAAGUAAGUAAUUUGUGAAUUCCAGUGUAUCUGGUGACACACUUUGCCUUUUUAAGCGUUAGCAUUUGUAUUAACAUUCUUCAGGGUUGGCUAAAUUCACCUGAGGAAGAGGGGGAAGGUGGUAGCUGUGUAUUUAUCUUGCUAAUUCUGCCAUACCUUCCCUCCGAGACUGCAGGAUAGCAGUGUUUUGCCAGUUCAUUUGGCAGUAGAUCCUGUACAAGAGAUUCUGUAAAGCAGGGGGAAAAAAUAUUGUCCUGGCUCCUGGAACUGGAGGCUGAGGGUGUCAGCACUUCUGGAAAUGUCGUAUGCUGAGCUUCGGCUUCAACAAGGUAAUCACGUAGUCUUGCUUCACCCUUGGUCAGACCUGUUUAAUAUCUCUACAUUGUACCUAUUAAACACAGGUUCAAUUUCAAAUUAGUAUUACAAAACACCAUCUAGGCUCGUAAUAGCUUGGGUUUGCAGUCCCACUUCCAGGAUGGUUGUGAUACUACUGUUUAGCUAAUGCUGUUAGCUAGCUAUGCAGGUAACUUACGGUGAAUUGUAUCUGCUGAGUUUCCCGGUGUUUUCCUGUUGCCUGGGGACAGGAAUCAAGGGGGUGGAAAGUGUUUAGGGAACUCAGCUGGAGAACCACUUCAAACUACUUUACCCAAGACUUGAAAAAUCUUGGCUAGUAAUAAGGAAUGCAGACAUAUAAAAAAGACUGUUAACAGUGCUCAUACAGUAAAGUAAACUUGUAAUAUACUUAAACUUGUGAUUGACUAUUUCAUCAAUAAAUAUAUUUAAUUUUCCACAA
Messenger RNA from Chroicocephalus ridibundus (black-headed gull), 6047 nucleotides. It is a transcript of the gene MTUS1, whose product is annotated as microtubule associated scaffold protein 1. NCBI's taxonomy places the organism in Eukaryota, Metazoa, Chordata, Aves, Charadriiformes, Laridae. The record is from RefSeq and is a predicted model, not a curated record. Gene Ontology annotation, molecular function: microtubule binding. Gene Ontology annotation, cellular component: cytoplasm; nucleus. The coding region runs from base 321 to 4202 and encodes 1293 amino acids. The transcript has 16 exons. Gene Ontology annotation, biological process: regulation of macrophage chemotaxis.